AUGCAGGCUGAAUUUGUAUACCAAAAUGACGAUUUUAUAACAGAGUAUGACACUAAAGCAUCAGUAACUCAGAGUGAAAUCAAGGAUUUUAUUGUUAAAUUAACAAUUAAUCCAUCAGCCGAGUUAUUUUGGAUUCUUUCUAAAAUUAUCACUGUUGCAACAACUCAAGAUUUAUCAAAUGUCGGAAAUUCACUUAUUAACAUUAUUAAACAGAAUUGCAAUAAGUUUUUAGGCGCCUGUUUCUCUGCAGCUCAUUAUAUUAAUAAAAUGUCAGAAACUAAGAAGGAAGAUUGCCAAUUAUUAUGUGAAACGCUUAAAAUACCAUCAUGCCCAUUGCAUGCUGUACAAAUUAUUAAAUUAUUAACAGUUGAUGGAAUAAAAUUCGAAAAUUAUUCACAUUUAUUCGCAAAUCCAGACAUUUCUAUUCAAAAAUCCAUUGCUAUAGCUAUUUCUCAAACAUGUGAUAACCCAGAACAACUAUUAGAAAAAUAUUUAAAUGACAUUUCAAAUGAAACAAAUUAUAUUCGUCGUAGAGGACUAAUUCUCAUAUGUAGCGAACUCUCUUACAUCGAAAUGCCAGCAAGUAAGUACAUAGAUGCACUAUUUCCUUUUAUUUUGAAUAAAGGUAAAGAAGUUUCAGAAUUAUCAGCAAUGUACGAAGCCCAAAACCUCCUGGCCAAGCUAACAAGACACAAUCCAUCUGCUUUUCAUCAAUGCGAAGAGUUUUUACAGGCAAUUCAAAAUCAAUACGAAUCUAACAAUUUAUCACCGGAAUUUCUUGAAGCAUACUUACUAUCAUUCGGUAGAUCAGCGAUUAAAUCACUUUCGAAAGAUGUUUUACCACAAAAUUUACUAAAUUUACCUGGAUCUGGCAAAAUGUUUGUAAAAUUGUUUGCUCCUUAUGUCUGCCAUAUGAACUCCGAUAUUAAUUUCAAGUUUUUCAAUACUUUGGUUGAUUUAUGUUAUAAUAACAGAUUUGACAUAGAAUUGUUUGAUAUUACUUCACAGGCGUUUGCGGCCAUGGCCCCACUUGUCCCCCCUCAAAUUGGAAAAUUUUUGAAUGCGAUUGAAAAAUCUCCAAUUUCUCAGAGAUUUUCUUCUAUUAUCGGGCCAUUACUUCAGCCAAAGCUUCCAGCUCCUCUUCAGAAACUAAGUACAUCUGUUGCAGUUCUUCCUGAAGAAAAACACGAUAUCGAAAUUCAGUGCACUCCAACUCGUAGUGAUGGAGGCUGCCAAACAGAGCAGGCUAUAUAG
Molecule: messenger RNA, 1254 nt
Organism: Trichomonas vaginalis G3
Lineage: Eukaryota; Parabasalia; Trichomonadida; Trichomonadidae
Product: armadillo (ARM) repeat-containing protein family
Exons: 1
Coding region: 1-1254 (417 amino acids)
Source: RefSeq, a predicted model, not a curated record